GAGUCUCCGAGGGCUCGCUUUCUAGUGUGCGGGAGAAGCCAACAGGACUGAAAACUGAUGCACCCGAAUAGGGAACACAUUUCCUGCUCCAGUCCUGAGUGCUCCAUUUGCCUACGUUAGCAAUGAAAUCUGCAGAAACAGCAAAAUGAAAGCGGGAAGCAGAGGAUCACGUCCACCCAGGCUGGUUGGAAGGUGUCUGCCACCACCCUCAGGAGGCCCCAGAAAGUCACCCUUACUGGAUCACCGAGAGAAAGUUCUGGACCUGAUCACGCAGAUACAGAUGACCGGAAGUGGAACCCGCCAGCUUGUUGCUUAGCAACACAUGAGGCAGGGACGCUAGAGCUCCCAGCUCAGAGAGCCGAGAUUGAGUGAGCUGUCCAGCGGUGGACACCUCUGUCCCCGGGCUCAGGGUCCCGCAGCAGCGAUCCAGGCCGGCCGUGCGCGGCUCGCAAGUCCUCGCAGCCAUGAGUAGCGAGCAGGAUAAACUACCCAGCAAGGAAAAGUCCAAGGCACCGGUGAGUUUCCUGCCACAGCUGUCUAUGGACAAACCACACAGCAAAGAAAAGGCCAAACUGCCAACGAGAGUGCUCCCCCAGUUAGCUGUGACCGGAGUUAAACCCCAGUGGCAGCAGACUGCCCCGUCAUUCCACUUAAAUAUCAACCAGGAAAACCAGUUUCCAGAGCCCUAUACUGUUAAAAAUGAACAGUCAUACGCUGAAUACAUGGAGCAAUAUGGGAAAAAAGGCAAAUUGCUGGACCAGGUUGAUGACAGCCGACCCGGACCAUCGACUUCCAGAUCGAAGGCCAAAUCUCCACACAAGGAGCGAGAGAACUUUCGAAGCACGCUCGUCAACGUCAUUAUGCAACAACAAGAUGGCCGCUUAGACUCCAUUAUCCCUGAAGAGAGCCUGAUUUCAAAAUCCACCACUUCUUCAAUAGAGAAAGACAUCUUGAGAUAUUACUACUACAUUCAUCACGGAAUUGAUACGGAUCACGUGGCCCCGAUGGAAGACUCUUGGCUGGAGCACGUGCUGGAUUUGGUCCCCCAGCAUCUGAGAGUCCUCACCAACAGCAUCACGGUCCUGUCCGAUGAGAUGAGAGAGGAUUAUCUUCUCAGCGUGAAAAAGUCCAUAGUUGAUUUUGUUCUAAAAGACCCCAGAGAAAAAGACGAUGAUACCAAAACAACGGAGGUCCCGCCGCACCGUGCCGAAAUGGAAGUUUUGCCAAAGCCAUGGAGGAGGUCUUUCCUGUCGGCUUGCGGUUACAUCAGGGACCACUUGAAUGCCAUGAACCCUACGAUGCUGGCCGUGCUCGAUCUGUGGCACAGCACUUUUAAGAAAUUACGUUUAGUUGACACAGAAGAAUUUCACAACCGCCAGGACGCCUUAGAGCUGUCCGCCUUCCAGAACAUCGUCAUUAGACACAUGGAGUCUGCCAAGGAGACGCUGCUGAAAACGUGGUUUCCGGAAGUGCAGAAUAUCUAUUACCAAGGCAAUAAAAAAAAGCAAUUGCCAACUGGCGACAGCAGCGCCAAACUGGACUCCUUUUUCAACUGCGCCGCGACGCUUAUGACCCUGCAGCUGCAGGACCUCACUCUUGUCUCCAUGCAAGACUUCACGAACCUCAUCGCCCAACCCCAGGAAUCUGUUCGAGCUUUUGAACAUCCAGGUUUCGUCAUGAGGCUGAUUCUGGAUAAUAACGCCAUUAAGUUUGAGCCUGAGUUUAAUGACUACAUCGAUAUUCUUGUCAAUGUUUAUGAAGUCAUGAUCAAGGCCGUCAGCUUUGUGCCAAGGGUGGAGACAAAACUGUAUUCCAAGUGGGAAAGCAAAUCCAAGCCGACAACCCUGAAGCCCAUAAUUCUGAGCGAGAUUGUCGAAGCUCACAAAGAGAAGAUUAAGGAGGUGGUGCUGAGAGAGAGCGUGGCGCCCACCGAGCACCUCAAAUUGUACGACAAGUACCAGUUCUUGGUCACCAAGAAAGCUGAGCAGGACGUGGACCAGUUCCUGGCCCAGAAUCAGAGUUACGAGAAACUGAUCGAGGAGAUCCGCAAGUACCAAAAGCUGGUCGAAGAGAUUCAGUACACGUCUCGAAAGACGGUUCGUUUGGGGAUGUUUGAGAUGCAUUGUGAGGAGCUGAUCAGAGCUCUGGUGAAGCGCGCGGACAUUAUCUGUGGGAGACUGAUAGCGAAGAUGUUCCGAGACCACCAGGAGGUGAACACGAGAUUGUGCGAUGAGUUUGAGAAGAUCGCCGAGAAAGCGCUGAGCACGCCUCCCAACACAGCAGAGCUGAUGGAGAUGAAGGCUCACAUUCAGAAGGUGGAGUCCACCGACAUGGUGGAGCUGGCCCAGAGACUGGUGGAUUCUAAAAACUGCCUGGCCUUCCUCAUUGAGUGCAUCAACUUCUCCCCUGCGGACAUCCGGCUGAACAACAGCGUUUUCCAGUGGUACGCUAGGAUGGGAGAGAUUUUCGACGAGCACAGGAAGAUCAUCAAAGACAAGACGGAACAGUACCAAGAAGGCCUUAAGCUGCGGUGUGAGCGGUUUGUGGAGGAGCUGGAGAGCUACGCUAAACAAGCGGAAGAAUUCCAGACGUUCGGGGACCUGCAGGACGUGCAGCGGUACCUGAAAAAGGCGCAGGUGCUGAACGGCAAGCUGGAUGCAGCAGCAGACAAGAUUGAGCAGUUUAAUGCCGAGGAGGAGGCGUUUGGCUGGAUCCCAUCUGUUUAUCCUCAACGGAAAAAGAUCCAAGACGGCCUGAACCCUUAUCUCCGUCUCUACGAAACUGCCGUGGAGUUUAGUACCAAGCACAGGGGGUGGACCGAAGGACCCUAUCACAAGGUGAACCCAGACCAGGUCGAGGCCGAUGUUGGGAAUUACUGGAGAGGGCUCUAUAAGCUGGAGAAGGCCUUCCACGAUUCUCCAAACGCACUGGCCAUGACCAAGAAAGUAAGGACAAGAGUGGAAGAAUUCAAACAGUACAUUCCUCUCAUCCAGGUGAUCUGUAACCCUGGCCUGCGCCCCAGGCACUGGGAGGCCAUGUCCGCCAUUGUUGGCUACCCCCUGCAGCCGGCCGAUGACUCUACUGUCUUCUCCUUCAUAGACAUGAAUCUGGAACCAUUCUUAGACAGGUUUGAAGGCAUUAGCGAAGCAGCCAGCAAAGAAUACUCUCUUGAAAAGGCCAUGGAUAAGAUGAUCACUGAAUGGGACACAAUGGAAUUUGUCAUUCAUCCCUACAGAGAGAGUGGGACGUUUAUUUUGUCGUCGGUUGAUGAAAUUCAGAUGCUGCUGGAUGACCACAUUGUCAAAACACAGACUAUGCGGGGAUCGCCAUUCAUCAAGCCGUACGAGAAGCAAAUGAGAGAGUGGGAGGGCAAGCUCCUGCUGCUUCAGGAGAUCCUGGACGAGUGGCUGAAGGUGCAGGCCACCUGGCUGUACCUGGAGCCCAUCUUCAGCUCUCCUGACAUCAUGUCGCAGAUGCCAGAGGAAGGCCGGCGCUUCACCGCCGUGGACAAGACCUGGAGAGACGUGAUGAAGACCGUGGUGCAAAAUAAACAUGUCCUGACGGUUGUGACUAUCGAGCGGAUGCUGGAGAGGCUGAAAAAGUCCAACGAACUCUUGGAGCUCAUUCUUAAAGGGCUGAAUGAGUACUUGGAAAAGAAGCGCCUCUUCUUCCCCAGGUUCUUCUUCUUGUCUAAUGAUGAGCUCCUUGAGAUAUUGUCCGAGACUAAAGAUCCUACCAGAGUACAGCCUCACCUGAAGAAAUGCUUUGAAGGUAUUGCCAGGGUCGAAUUCACAGAAACUUUGGAUAUAACACACAUGAAGAGCAGCGAGGGAGAAGUUGUGGAACUCGUGGAUACCAUUUCAACAGCCAAAGCCAGGGGCCAGGUGGAGAAGUGGCUGGUCGAGUUAGAGAGGGUCAUGAUUAAGUCCAUCCACAAGGUGAUUGGAGAUGCAAUUGCUGCCUAUACAAAGAAUGAACGCAUUAACUGGGUCAGAGACUGGCCGGGACAAACUGUUCUCUGCGUAUCUCAGACCUUCUGGACGGUAGAAGUCCAAACUGCUAUCCCGAUGGGGCAACAGGCCCUUGAGGACUACUUGGAUAAAUGUAACACUCAAAUCGAUGACAUCGUCACGUUGGUCCGUGGCAAACUGUCCAAGCAGAACCGGGUCACUCUGGGAGCCCUUGUGGUAUUGGAUGUCCACGCUAGAGACGUCCUCGCAAGCCUCGUGCGGAAGAAAAUCAGCGACGACACCGACUUUGAAUGGUUAAGUCAGCUGAGGUAUUACUGGCAAGAAAAUCAUUUAGAAACAAAGAUGAUCAACGCGGGUUUGCGAUAUGGCUAUGAAUACCUGGGCAAUUCCCCUCGACUGGUCAUAACCCCACUCACAGACCGCUGCUACAGGACUUUAUUUGGAGCCCUUCACUUGCACCUUGGAGGAGCACCCGAAGGUCCAGCUGGCACUGGGAAGACAGAAACAACCAAGGAUUUAGCAAAAGCUGUAGCCAAGCAAUGCGUCGUUUUCAACUGCUCCGAUGGGCUGGAUUAUCUGGCUUUAGGAAAGUUCUUUAAGGGACUGUUAUCGUGUGGAGCCUGGGCUUGCUUUGAUGAGUUUAACAGAAUUGAUUUGGAAGUACUUUCUGUGGUCGCUCAGCAAAUCCUUACCAUCCAAAGAGGUAUUAAUGCAGGCUCAGAACUGCUAGUCUUUGAAGGGACAGAGCUGAAACUCGACCCCACGUGCGCUGUCUUUAUAACAAUGAACCCCGGGUACGCCGGGCGCUCAGAGCUGCCGGACAAUCUGAAGGCUCUCUUUCGGACAGUGGCAAUGAUGGUCCCUGACUAUGCCAUGAUUGCUGAGAUCGUCCUGUACUCCUGUGGCUUUGUCACCGCUCGGCCAUUGUCUAUCAAAAUUGUGGCUACAUACCGCUUGUGCUCAGAGCAAUUGUCGUCUCAACACCACUACGAUUAUGGGAUGCGAGCCGUGAAGUCCGUGCUCACCGCUGCUGGCAACCUGAAGCUGAAGUACCCAAAUGAAAACGAAGAGAUUCUGCUACUUAGAUCUAUUAUUGAUGUCAAUCUGCCGAAGUUUUUAUCCCACGACUUGCCGCUCUUUGAGGGAAUUACUUCGGAUUUGUUUCCUGGGGUGAAGUUACCAAAGCCAGACUACAAUGAUCUGCUGGCGGCCAUCAAAGACAACUGCGCCGAAAUGAAUCUGCAAAUGACCAAAUUCUUCUCCGAGAAGAUCCUCCAGAUCUACGAGAUGAUGAUCGUGCGCCACGGCUUCAUGAUUGUUGGAGAACCGUUCGGAGGGAAGACCAGCGCCUACCGUGUUCUAGCUGGAGCCUUAGGUGACAUCUGUGAAAAGGGACUUAUGGAAGAAAACAAGGUCCAGAUAACUGUUUUGAACCCUAAGUCUGUGACCAUGGGCCAGCUGUACGGACAGUUUGACCUGGUGUCCCACGAGUGGUCCGACGGGGUCCUCGCCGUGAGCUUCCGAGCGUUCGCAGCAUCCCCAACUCCAGACAGGAAGUGGUUAAUUUUUGACGGGCCGGUUGAUGCGGUGUGGAUCGAGAACAUGAACACGGUGCUGGAUGACAACAAGAAGCUGUGUCUGAUGAGCGGGGAGAUCAUCCAGAUGUCACCGCAAAUGAAUCUGAUUUUCGAACCCAUGGAUCUGGAAGUUGCUUCUCCUGCCACCGUUUCCCGGUGUGGCAUGAUUUACAUGGAACCCCACAUGCUGGGUUGGAGGCCACUGAUGGUGUCUUGGAUCAACACUUUGCCACAAACAGUCAGCGUCAUUCAGAGGGAGUUCAUAGAAGGCUUGUUUGACAGAAUGGUCCCUGUUUCUGUUGAAUUCAUUAGAAGGCAUACGAAGGAGCUCUCUCCUACCUCAGACACCAACCUGGUCCGCUCCUUAAUGAACCUCAUAGACUGCUUCAUGGACGACUUUGCUGAUGAAACCAAACAAAAAGAAAGAAACGAUAGGGAGACGUUCUCCCUGCUUGAGGGCAUUUUUCUGUUCUCAUUGAUCUGGUCUGUCGGCGCUUCUUGUACAGAUGACGACCGUUUGAAAUUCAGUAAGAUUCUCCGAGAGCUAAUGGAAGGUCCCAUUUCAGACCUAACGCGGAAUAAGUUCAAAUUACAGAGUGGUACUGAACAGACAUCCUCAAAGACAUUAACAGUGCCGUUUCCUGAGAAGGGGACAAUUUAUGACUAUCAGUUUGUCCCAGAGGGCUUGGGAAGAUGGGAUCAGUGGAUAAAGAAAUUAGGAGACGCUCCCCCGAUUCCCAAGGACGUCCAGUUUAAUGAGAUCAUUGUGCCAACGCUAGACACGAUCCGCUACUCCGCACUAAUGAGCCUGCUGACCACUCAUCAGAAGCCGUCGAUAUUCGUCGGCCCAACGGGAACGGGCAAGAGUGUUUAUAUCAUUAAUUUCCUUCUGAAUCAACUCAAUAAGGACAUCUACAAACCCCUGAUAGUUAACUUCUCGGCGCAGACGACAGCGGCUCAGACGCAGAACAUCAUCAUGUCGAAGCUGGACAAGAGGCGGAAAGGGGUUUUCGGCCCUCCUUUAGGCAAGAGGAUGGUUGUCUUUGUAGACGAUGUCAAUAUGCCUGCACGGGAGGUGUACGGGGCUCAGCCCCCCAUCGAGUUACUCAGACAGUGGCUGGAUCACUGGAAUUGGUACGACCUCAAGGAUUGCUCAGUGAUUAAGCUCGUGGACAUCCAGAUCAUGUGCGCUAUGGGCCCUCCAGGCGGUGGCCGCAAUCCAAUAACCCCUCGCUACAUGAGACAUUUCAAUAUCGUCACCAUCAAUGAGUUUAGCGACAAGUCCAUGUUCACCAUCUUCUCCAGAAUCCUGACCUGGCACCUAAGGACCUGUUAUAAGUUUCCGGAUGAUUUUCUGGACCUGACCACACAAAUCGUGAACGGUACAAUGGCCCUGUACAAGGACGCCAUGAAGAAUCUCUUGCCUACCCCGGCUAAGUCUCACUACCUGUUCAAUCUUCGCGAUUUCUCCCGCGUCAUUCAAGGUGUUUGUCUGUCGAGACCAGAAACAGCCGAGAACAAAGAGGCCAUUAAACGCCUGUGGGUCCACGAGGUUCUCAGAGUGUAUUAUGAUCGCCUUCUGGAUAACGCUGACAGAAGCUGGCUUAUUAACUACAUACAAGAAGUUCUGAAAAACUACAUGCAGGAAGAUUUUCAUGAACUCUUUAGCAGCUUGGAUUUCGAUUAUGAUGGCAUUGUGGAAGAAGAUGACUUAAGAAGUUUAAUGUUUUGUGAUUUUCACGACCCGAAGAGGGAGGAUACCUGCUACAGGGAAAUCGCAGACGUGGACUUACUUCGGAUGAUCGUAGAAAGCCACCUCGAAGAAUACAACAACAUGAGCAAAAAACCCAUGAACCUGGUCUUGUUCCGGUUUGCCAUCGAGCACAUCAGUAGGAUCUCUCGGAUCUUGAAGCAGCCGAGGAGCCAUGCCCUCCUAGUGGGCGUUGGCGGGAGCGGAAGGCAGUCAGUGACCCGGCUGGCAGCCCACAUGGCCGACUUUUCAGUCUUCCAGGUGGAGAUCUCCAAGGGCUAUGGGACCAACGAGUGGCGCGAAGAUCUAAAAGUGAUCUUACGGAAGUGCGCGGAAGGCGACAUGCAGGGCGUCUUCCUGUUCACGGACACGCAGAUUAAAAGGGAGUCAUUCCUGGAAGACAUCAACAACCUGCUAAAUGCCGGGGAGGUCCCAAACCUCUUUGCUCUGGACGAGAAGCAAGAGAUCUGCGAAAAGAUGCGCCAGCUGGAUCGCCAGCGGGAUAAAACCAAGCAGACGGAUGGGAGCCCCAUCGCACUUUUCAACAUGUUCAUAGACCGCUGCCGCAACCAGCUGCACGUGGUCCUGGCCAUGAGCCCCAUCGGAGAUGCCUUCCGGAUCCGUCUUAGGAAGUUCCCCGCCCUGGUUAACUGUUGUACCAUCGACUGGUUCCAGUCCUGGCCAGAAGACGCAUUGGAAGCAGUGGCGUCACGGUUCCUGGAAGAAAUCGAGAUGUCGGAGGAGAUCCGAGAGGGUUGUAUCGAGAUGUGCAAGAGCUUCCAUACGUCCACCAUCGACCUAUCCACGUCGUUCCAUAAUGAGCUGCAGAGAUACAACUACGUGACUCCCACCUCCUAUCUGGAACUCAUCUCCACCUUCAAACUCUUGCUAGAAAAGAAAAGAAAUGAGGUGAUGAAAAUGAAGAAGCGAUACGAAGUGGGCUUGGAUAAGCUGGACUCGGCCGCCUCGCAGGUGGCCACCAUGCAGUACGAGCUGGAGGCUCUGCACCCUCAGCUGAAGGUGGCCAGCCGAGAGGUGGACGACAUGAUGCUCAUCAUCGAGAGGGAGUCCAUGGAGGUCGCUAAGACCGAGAAGAUCGUGAAAGCCGACGAAAUAGUCGCCAACGACCAAGCCAUGGCCGCCAAAGCCAUCAAGGACGAGUGUGAUGCCGACCUGGCCGGGGCCCUGCCCAUCCUGGAGUCGGCGCUGGCCGCCCUCGACACCCUGACCGCGCAGGAUAUCACCGUGGUGAAGUCCAUGAAGAGCCCCCCUGCAGGCGUCAAGCUUGUCAUGGAGGCGAUCUGCAUAUUGAAGGGCAUCAAAGCCGAUAAAAUCCCGGACCCAACAGGUUCGGGGAAGAAAAUUGAGGAUUUCUGGGGCCCCGCUAAGAGACUUCUGGGUGACAUAAGGUUCCUGCAGUCGCUUCAUGAAUACGACAAGGACAAUAUCCCUCCGGCGUAUAUGAAUAUCAUAAGGAAAAGUUACAUUCCCAACCCAGACUUUGUUCCAGAGAAGAUUCGGAACGCUUCAACAGCUGCUGAGGGUCUGUGCAAAUGGGUCAUAGCGAUGGAUUCCUACGACAAAGUGGCAAAAAUUGUAGCUCCCAAAAAGAUAAAACUGGCUGCGGCUGAAGGGGAGCUGAAAAUCGCUAUGGACGGUCUCAGGAAGAAGCAGGCCGCCCUGCACGAGGUCCAGGACAAGCUGGCCAAGCUUCAGGACACGCUUGAGCUGAACAAGCAGAAGAAAGCUGACCUGGAAAACCAGGUCGAUCUGUGCAGCAAAAAGCUGGAACGAGCCGAGCAGCUGAUUGGAGGCCUGGGAGGCGAGAAAACUCGCUGGAGCAACUCCGCCCUGGAGCUCGGGCAGCUGUACAUCAACCUGACAGGGGACAUCCUCAUCUCCUCGGGGGUUGUCGCCUACCUGGGGGCCUUUACGUCCAACUACAGACAGAACCAAACCAAGGAGUGGUCAGAAUCGUGCAAAGGAAGAGACAUCCCCUGCUCAGAUGACUAUUCUCUUAUGGGUACUCUGGGAGAAGCUGUGACAAUUCGAGCUUGGAAUAUUGCUGGAUUGCCCUCUGACUCGUUUUCCAUCGAUAAUGGGAUCAUUAUAAUGAAUGCGAGAAGGUGGCCUCUGAUGAUAGACCCUCAAGGCCAGGCCAAUAAGUGGAUCAAGAACAUGGAGAAAAGCAACAGCCUUCAGCUAAUUAAGCUCAACGACCCCGACUAUGUCAGGACCCUGGAGAACUGCAUCCAGUUCGGCACGCCCGUGUUGCUAGAAAAUGUGGGCGAAGAACUGGACCCGAUUCUGGAGCCGCUUCUGCUGAAGCAGACCUUCAAGCAGGGCGGGAGCACGUGCAUCCGGCUUGGCGACGCCACGAUCGAGUACGCUCCCGACUUCCGCUUCUACAUCACCACCAAGCUGAGAAACCCGCAUUACCUCCCUGAGACGUCGGUGAAGGUCACAUUGUUGAACUUCAUGAUAACUACAGAGGGAAUGCAGGAUCAGCUUUUGGGAAUCGUGGUGGCCCGGGAAAGGCCAGACCUGGAAGAAGAAAAGCAAGCCUUGAUCCUGCAGGGAGCUGAGAACAAAAGGCAGCUAAAGGAAAUCGAAGACAAGAUUUUAGAAGUCCUUUCAUCGUCAGAAGGCAAUAUCCUCGAAGAUGAGACGGCGAUUAAGAUAUUGUCUUCCUCCAAGGCCUUGGCUAAUGAGAUUUCCCAAAAGCAGGAAGUGGCCGAGGAGACGGAGAGGAAGAUCGACGACACGCGCAUGGGCUACCGCCCCAUCGCCGUCCACUCCUCCAUCCUCUUCUUCUCCAUCGCCGACUUGGCCAACAUCGAGCCCAUGUACCAGUACUCGCUGACCUGGUUCAUUAACCUUUUCAUCCUGUCCAUCGAGAACUCGGAGAAAUCCGAAAUCCUACCGAAAAGGCUUCAGAUCCUGAAGGAUCACUUCACGUACUCGCUCUACGUCAACAUCUGCCGCUCGCUCUUUGAGAAGGACAAGAUGCUGUUCUCCUUCUGCCUCACCGUGAACCUGCUGAUACACGACAAUGCGGAGCCGCACCAUGAGGUGUUCCCGGAAGAAUGGGAGAAUAAAGCAAGUGACUUCCAACGGAUGCUCAUCAUUCGCUGUUUGAGGCCAGACAAGGUGAUCCCCAUGUUGCAGGAGUUCAUAAUAAAGAAGCUGGGGCGCCCUUUCAUUGAGCCGCCCCCCUUCGACUUGUCCAAGGCGUUCGGGGACAGUAACUGCUGUGCCCCGCUGAUCUUUGUCCUCUCUCCUGGAGCGGAUCCCAUGGCGGCUCUUCUGAAAUUCGCGGACGACCAGGGCUAUGGGGGCUCAAAACUGAGCUCUCUCUCCCUUGGCCAAGGCCAAGGGCCCAUUGCUAUGAAGAUGCUAGAAAAAGCCGUCAAGGAUGGAACAUGGGUGGUUCUCCAAAACUGUCAUCUUGCCACGUCCUGGAUGCCAACGCUCGAGAAAGUGUGUGAGGAGUUAAGCCCAGAGACCACACACCCGGAUUUCCGAAUCUGGCUGACGAGUUACCCAUCUCCGAAUUUCCCCGUGUCGGUCCUGCAGAACGGAGUGAAAAUGACCAACGAAGCCCCGAAAGGAUUACGGGCUAAUAUCAUCCGAUCAUACCUCAUGGACCCGAUCUCUGACCCUGAAUUCUUUGGCAGCUGCAAAAAGCCCAAUGAAUUCAAGAAACUGCUUUAUGGCCUCUGUUUCUUUCACGCUUUGGUACAAGAGAGACGAAAGUUCGGACCCCUGGGGUGGAAUAUUCCUUACGAAUUCAAUGAGACCGAUCUAAGGAUCAGUGUGCAGCAACUCCACAUGUUCCUGAACCAGUAUGAGGAGCUGCCCUACGACGCUCUGCGGUACAUGACGGGGGAAUGCAACUACGGAGGCCGAGUGACUGAUGACUGGGACCGGCGCACGCUGCGCAGCAUCCUGAACAAAUUCUUCUGCACGGAGUUGGUUGAAAAUGCAGACUACAAAUUUGACUCCAGUGGCAUCUAUUUUGUCCCUCCUCCUGGUGACCACAAAAGCUACAUCGAGUACACGAAGACCCUGCCGCUGACCCCGUCGCCAGAAAUCUUUGGAAUGAAUGCCAACGCCGACAUCACGAAAGACCAGUCGGAGACACAGCUGCUGUUUGAUAAUAUACUCCUUACCCAGUCUCGUUCUUCAGGUUCUGGAGCAAAGUCAUCAGAUGAAGUGGUCGACGAGGUUGCUGGGGACAUCCUGGGCAAACUUCCCAACAACUUUGACAUUGAGUCCGCCAUGAGGAGAUACCCCACCACCUACACCCAGAGCAUGAACACUGUCCUGGUCCAAGAGAUGGGCCGGUUCAAUAAGUUGCUGAUGACCAUACGAGAAUCCUGCAUUAAUAUCCAAAAGGCAAUCAAGGGGCUCGUCGUGAUGUCCACGGAGCUGGAAGAGGUGGUCAGUAGCAUUCUGAACGUCAAAAUUCCAGGAAUGUGGAUGGGCAAAUCCUACCCCAGCCUCAAGCCGCUCGGCAGCUAUGUGAACGACUUCCUCGCAAGACUAAAGUUCUUACAGCAAUGGUACGAAGUCGGCCCUCCGCCCGUCUUCUGGCUUUCUGGCUUCUUCUUCACGCAAGCCUUCCUGACGGGUGCACAACAGAACUACGCCAGAAAAUUCACCAUCCCAAUCGAUCUUCUGGGGUUCGACUACGAAGUGAUGGACGACAAAGAAUAUAAAAAUCCUCCCGAGGACGGUGUCUACAUCCACGGAUUGUUCCUAGAUGGCGCUUCCUGGAACAGGAAGAUCAAGAAACUUGCAGAAUCGCAUCCUAAAGUUCUCUAUGACCCAGUUCCUGUGAUGUGGCUAAAACCCUGUAAGAGGUCGGACAUACCCAAAAGGCCGAGCUACGUGGCUCCCCUGUACAAAACAAGUGAGAGGAGAGGCACGCUGUCCACCACGGGCCACUCCACCAAUUUCGUGAUCGCCAUGAUUCUCCCCUCCGACCAGCCCAAGGAGCACUGGAUCGGACGGGGUGUGGCCCUGCUGUGCCAGCUCAACGCCUAGCUGGAAGGCGUCGCCUCCCUCUUCAGACUGAGUAGAUCACGUGGUACUGUUUAGACUUUGUUUGGACUUCAAUAAACCGAACUAGCGUAGCA
Molecule: messenger RNA, 12439 nt
Organism: Microtus ochrogaster (prairie vole)
Lineage: Eukaryota; Metazoa; Chordata; Mammalia; Rodentia; Cricetidae
Gene: Dnah7
Product: dynein axonemal heavy chain 7
Exons: 64
Coding region: 465-12347 (3960 amino acids)
Biological process (GO): microtubule-based movement
Cellular component (GO): dynein complex
Molecular function (GO): dynein intermediate chain binding; minus-end-directed microtubule motor activity; ATP binding
Source: RefSeq, a predicted model, not a curated record